AUGAAAGGCGGCGACAGUCCUUUUCAACACUUUGAAAUACCCGAGCAGCGCGCAUUUGAAUAUGAAUGGGAGAUGCAUGAUCGGGGGUGGGCGCGAGCGAACGCACGGGCUGCGGUGCGCCUGCGGGCGGGGAGCUCUGAUGGGUGGAGGAAGUCCGUCCGCCUUCGGGAGUCAUCGCACGCCUCAGGGCUGAGCUCUCUUGCCAGAAAGCUUGCUGCAGCUCUGGAGGACCAGGUACUAGCUCCAGGCAAGGCGUAA
Gryllus bimaculatus (two-spotted cricket) is the source of this 258-nucleotide messenger RNA. Lineage: Eukaryota; Metazoa; Arthropoda; Insecta; Orthoptera; Gryllidae. The record is from the annotation of a GenBank genome assembly.